Molecule: messenger RNA, 5060 nt
Organism: Austrofundulus limnaeus
Lineage: Eukaryota; Metazoa; Chordata; Actinopteri; Cyprinodontiformes; Rivulidae
Gene: cd2ap
Product: CD2-associated protein
Biological process (GO): actin filament organization; cell migration
Molecular function (GO): protein binding
Source: RefSeq, a predicted model, not a curated record
AUGAAACGAGGUGUUGGGGUUGCAGGAGGUUGGUGUUCCUGUCGCGGCGGCGGGGCUAGUCUCCGCCCGUGUUUGUAUGCUUCUCUGACAGGCAGGCGGACAGCAGCACUUGGAGGAAGGUGGAGACUCCUCCGGGCUAACUUCCUGCAAAGUAAGGGAGAACUCAGGAGACUGCUGCUGCCGAUGCUGGAGCUAGGACGGAUGGAUAUACGUCUGUUUGGACUUCUUUGCCAGUAAACUGAGCAGAAGCGCAUGUUCUUUACCUACACUCACCUCGGUUUUGUAGCCGGAUAUUACUAGCAUCGAGGCUGGAGCAGAAGAUCCCCAACAUUUGGUCUUUCUGCUCGGAUCCAUGGAGGUUGUAGUGGAGUUCGAAUAUGAUGCGCUCCACGAGGACGAGCUGACCCUACGACUGGGCGACAUCAUCAAGAAUGUGUGCUACAUUGAGGAGGAGGGCUGGAUGGAGGGAGAACUCAACGGGAAAAGAGGAGUCUUCCCUGACAACUUUGUUAAGGUAGUUAAAAAGGAAACAACAAAUGAGGUAAAUAAGACCAGUGAGCCUCCGAAGAAAGAGCCAAGUAAGGUGUCCAACCUGGUGAAAAGGAUGAGCCACAUCGGCAUACCACUUGGUGGCUUCCAGCCUCCUCCGCCUGCUGUGGCAAAAAAGCAGAAGAAGAGACAGUGCAAGGUGGUGUUUGAGUAUCAACCAUUAAACAAAGAUGAACUGGAGCUGAAACUUGGAGACAUUAUAGACAUCACAGAAGAGGUGGAAGACGGCUGGUGGAGCGGCACAGUGAACGGCAAAUCCGGACUCUUUCCGUCCAAUUUUGUUGAAGAGCUGGAGGCUUCAGGAGAGGAACCAGAGCUCAACAACACGCCGGCUAAUGUGACUGAUCCAAGUGGACUGGAAGUGGCCACCACCCCCACAUCUCCUCAGCCUGCCUCAGGGAAUGAUCCUGUCCGCCACCCCCCAAAAGGCCCACGCCUUGGCUUCGGAGACAUUUUUAAAGAUGGGUCGGGCAAACUGAAGCCAAAAGUCAACAACCAAACAGAAGAAAAUAAUCAACAAGUCCCAUCAUUACCAUCAGCUGCAAAGCCCACUCAUCCCACCAUGAACGACUCACACAGGGAGGAAGCAGACAGCAAACCCAAAGCUGCCAGUGUUUCUUCAGUUAAAGAAUACUGCAAGGUCACGUUUGCUUACGAGGCAAAGAACGAGGAUGAGCUGAGCCUCAAAGAGGGAGAAAUUGUUCGAAUAUUGAGUAAGGAUACAGGAGAGCCUGGUUGGUGGCGAGGAGAGGUUGGAGGCAAUAAUGGAGUCUUCCCCAACAACUUUGUCACCGUAGUUUCUGAGCCAGAAAAAGAGGCUCCAACACAAAGAGGCUCAGUGAAAACCUCCUAUAAACCAGACUUGGAGCAGAAACCCGUUAAACCACCUCCACCAUCAAAACAGUCAGUUCACAAGCCAGAAGUCCCAAGUGCCGACAAGAAACCUCAUCAUGCUAUUAGACCAACAGACAAAGUUGACAAGACCCCUCCAGAGACCAAACCCAAUAAGCCUCCCCCACCAAUGCCCCCAGCCAAGAAGCCAGUCCCCACUCCACCCAAAAAGCCAGAGAAGCUUCUUAGUCACACACAAAGUUUCAAACAAAAUGGAGAGGUGCCUUCCACACGACUAAAGUCUGACGUAGAGCCAGUACCAUCCCCGGUACCCAAAACACCAAUAGUAGAUGCACCAGAAAAGCCCGCAGAGCCAGCUGAUCUGAAGGUUUUUGAUGAGUUGUCGUUGACCUCGGAGAAACUCCCCCACCCAACUGCUAACAGACCAAAGUUUCACGGCAGAAGACUCCCAGCACGCGUUGGUGAAGGACAUUUGUCAGGGAGGAGACAUGCAGCAGCAGGGACGACAUGAUGCAGGCUUUUCUCAGCCUCCCACCAAGACUUUAUCCCAGUCACCGCCGCUGCACAGGGCCUGUGAGGCCAAGCCGAGCUCCGCAGCAGCACCAAACCUGGAUGCUGACUCCUCGCAAAGCAGCAAAACUCGACUGGAGCCCAAGGAGCCGAACUCCCAGCUGGACGAGUUCAGGAGCCAAAUCAAGGAGCUGCUGCUGACUGUGGAGCUGCUCAAAGCCCAGCAAAUGAAAGAGAUCUCAGAGCUGCGGGGAGAGCUGGAUGAGGAGCGACUGAAGCGUGUGACCCUGCAGAUGGAAGUCGAGGAGCUAAAGCGAGCCAUCCACCUGACGUGAAGCGUUUGGUCCACACGCCAGCGAGCCCGUUGGCCAGCCGCCAGCCCACCAGGCGAGGAAGAGGAGGGGACCAGUAACCGAACAAACAAAGAAAAUGUGGUGACUCUCCUGAACCAGCUUGAGCACAAUCAUUUUUCAAUGAUCUAAAAAAAACUUAUAUUUGUAAGAUUUACAUUUUGCACAUAUCAUUUGUUUUCGAGCUAGGUGUAAUUACAAAUGGAUGUUUCAGUUCUUUUUUUUUUUUUUUUUUUUGCCAACACAAUAAAACAAAAACCCAGAGGCCUUACUUCAAACUGCUGUGGUGGACGGUUGUGCCUCUGCUCCACUCCGGCAGUUCUUCCUGCCUUCAGGGAGAUGAGGUCCGCUCUCAAUACUACUGACUCUGUGUACAGCAGGGGGCGCUUGUUUUCCUUACCUAACUUCCAUUCUUCUUCUUUUAUGAUGCACAAGUAUUUGAUUUUACACCAAGAUGUAUGAUUUGAGUCGUGGGGUUAUGGUUCUUGUGAGGCAGCUGUGGAGCUUCACUUUGGAGRUUUCUGUCUUUUUAUAUGUUUUCUAACAUUCCUGUCCAGGGUAACACUAAUGUGCCUGUUUAAAAAUAAAUAUUAUAAAGUGUUUGUAAUGGGAUCUGGAAUAUGUCAGCAUGAUAUUACGUUACUAUAUUUUGAAGUUUCCUGAGAAGCAGAUUUUAUGUGAUAUUGGCUUUUUGUAACUAAAACGAUUUUGAUCACAUUUCAUUGGAAACAAGUGAUCUCUUUCUACAACCACCACCUAAAACAUGUUGAUUAAAUAUUUAAUGAUAAAUCCUACAACUGCGCCACCGCUCAGCUGUCAAAACUCUGCUGACAGAAUGGUUUGAUGAGCAUGCUGAUUUUCCCCGUUUUCCUUUAUUUAUUAAAUGAUUGAUUAAAUGCAGCAUUGGGCCAGAAUUUGACUAAUAAAUACCCAGCAAUGUAUUUUGAUAACCCUGACUGGUUUUACAUGAGUUUUUGUUGAAUGUUUCCAAUCUUUGUAAGCAAAAUUGAUACUUGUUCACAGUAUCAAAGCUAUGAGAGACUUUUAAAAUGUGAUGGGUUGUGUUUGUCAGUUUGGGCUGAAAAUACUGUUAAAUAAAAGCAUGUGGUUGCCUCAAGUUAUAAAUGUUUUUUUUUUACCGAAACAAGUUUUGACUAUAGUUCCCAAUAAGCAGAUUACCUACUAUAAGACAUUCACAUUUUUUUUCUGUUUUAUUGUUUUGUACAAAUAAAAGGAAAACUUUCUCCAAAACAGCCAUAAGACCACGCCCACCAUUCCAAGUAAGGGUCAGGUUCAGGUUGUUGACUCCUCCCACAAAAGUCAAAGCAACAAGCUAUGCCCACAAAACAAGAAACUCCCACUUAGUGACUGCAGAGAGCCCCUUCUUCAAUUUUAAGCUACACUUUAUUGUUAACAAGCAAGUUUAUGACAAAAUCAAGACCUGUUUCAGCUUGUAAAACUAAAAUACAUCGUGAACAUCGUUUCAUUUCUGACCUCUGCCCACGUUGACCGCCACCUCCAUUUUUAUGAUUUAACCAGCUGAAAUACACGUCUUAAAUGAACGGUUAGAUUUAGACCAGUUUUUAAAUAAAAUGAAAUAUCUGUGUGGUUUUUGACCUGGGCUUUGAUGGCUGAAGCCUCAUGGUUUUCGUCAAGAGUGCGUCUAUCCAGGUGUCAAAACCCAACUUUGGCAUAUUUCAGACCAGUUGGAGAUUCCCACAAUGACUUGGGAGUCAUUUUUAGACCUUUGUCACAAUUUUUAAACAUGUUUCAACAAGACUGACACCUGACAACCCCCCACAAAAAUGGUAAAACCUUUUGGGAACUCUCCUGAACACCUCUGGCCGGCAGUCGCAGCCUAAUGAGAUACUGACCUCAUAGUGGUUAUAUUAACCAAACGUUUGUCUUUGAAUCUGUUGGUCAUGUGCCGACAUUCAGCAACAGAUCAAACCUUAAAACUGCACAUUGGGCUUCACAGGAGUCGUCCAAUCAGUAGUUACUGUAAGCCUUUUAAAUGUUUCUGAGCCACGAUACAAGUCAACCAAACUGAGUGCAGGAGCUGGUUUUCAUUGGUCAACCAUCAAAUACAGCUUUAAGCUGUCUGUGUUCUUUCUAUCAACCAUCCAUGAGCUAAGACCCUUUAGUGUGGUGGUGAAUAAUGAACAUGUUUGUUUUUUAACUGGUAAAAGAAGUUAAAAUAAUCAGAAGGAAAUGUUUGGUGUAAAAUAUUGAUUGCACAUGAGCCAAAUAACUUCGGGAGACAUUUUUUUCCAAAUUGAAAGUUACUGUUUCACACCUGCUACUGUAUACCACAAAUGGAAAUACUUUUCCUGUGUGUAUUUGUGUAUUUUUCUUUUUCAUGUAUGUAUAUCUCACAAAUGUCUUAAAAGUCUAAUUGUGCUUUUAAUCCUCUUAGGUUUUGGUUGAAUUAAUUCUAAGCUGCAGAGGGCUAAGUCUAAACUCAAAUUCUGACCUUAAUGAGUUUGAGUUAUGCGUUAUGUGCCGAUUCCUGCCGGUAAAUCUGUUUUUAUUAAUUUUUUUUUCACAUUAUGGCUGGAAAUGAUCCUUGUGUGAAUGGAGGAACUGGGAGUUUUUUGGGUGGAGGAUGUUCAGGCUCUUUGUGUUUAUGUGUAAUAAAAUGUAACUUCCAUAUAUUGUACAAUUCAGAGUCGGACAGCGCAAACUGAAGAAAUCUACACAUUUAUAACAUAUUUUCUGGUGAUUUUGUUUACAUGCAUUGUAUCUUUGCAUGAGCUGAGAUUUCUUGCCAAAAUGAAUAAAUAUCUAUUUCGUGGAAAA